UUCAGCUGCUGUUCUGACAGGGAAAACAGGCUGAAGUGUACCUGUUAAAAACUCCUGGGGGGUUCACUAAAUGAAGUGAAAUGCUUUGCUCACACAUGAAACUAGUAAUCCUCAUCUCAGAAGUUGACAGACUUAAUCUAACUGCAAAGGAAUUUCAAGUAAGGAGCAGGGUUUUGAAAUCAUAAUUGUUCAAGUUGAGAAGAAAAGUCGGUGACAUGUCAAGUGGCGUUGAUUUGUUUUGCUGUAAAAUGAACCCACACCUCGCUUCAUUAUCUUGCGUCAUCUGGAAACUGAAGAGAAGAGGUUUAAUCAGAACAUGGUAUUUUCUCCCGUGUGACAACGGACGGGUAGCUCCAACCCAACUUUGAGGUCAAACUUUAAAAACAAAACUGAUUUGUAGAUUCAGCUGUUAAGUUGUGAAGUCCUUCUCCGAGGUGCAUGCAGGUACGCUACUAUCAUUUUUAACACCAGGGUUUGUGUCUGACCUCUUUUUCAGAUGCUGCAACCCACUUACUGUAGAUUGACGAUUGAUUUUCUAAAUUACUCACUUACAAAGCUUGGUUGUAGUUUCUCACAGCAAACAUGGAAAAGAUAAAGCAAUGAAUUUUGUCCUUCUGCAAAAGAGUACAACUUUCUUUAGUGUCUAAGCAGAUAAAUUGUCCCAUCUAGUGGUGAGCUGGGAAACUAAAUGAUUCAUGAACAAAAGGUUUAGUUGCUGUCUGAUGUAUUCUGAUGCAAAUGCUUUUUCAUCUCUGAAAUACUUAUAUUGAAGCACACAGUUCACUGUAAUGGAGUCACAGAUCAGAUCUAUUGCUCCUUUGUAACAGAUUUUGACCUAAAACCUGAAUCAAUUUAAGAUGUCUCCUCAGGUAAGUCUUCUCAUACUUUUCACACAAGCAUUUUGUACUGGCUUCUCCUCACUACCGCUUCUACUGACUCUACCUGUUUACUGCACCAUAACACAUAACCUUUAUUGUGCCAUGUAAUAUUAGCCAAGCAGCCUGUGACAGAUUUACAAUGUCUGUAUGCACAGUCACCUCGGGCCUGCACACUGCAACACUUUCAUACCUCAGGAGAUGUGUCUGUGUCCUCCAAGUCUCAUAACUUAUUCAAGUUCUAUUCAAGUCAUUAUAAAAGCCUUGUAAUACACCGGUCAGUGUACUGAAUAGCAUAUUUGGCUUUUAAAAAGCAAAUAUACUGUACAGAACAUUUGAAUGUCUGAUAUGCUCGAUAUUAAGUCAUAUAAUAUAUGUCAUAUCCAUAACAUUGCAGGAUUUUGCUGCAUACACUUGAAGAAGUCAAAAAGAUUGUGGUAUAGUUGUCGAUAUUUUCUGCACCAAUGAAACCAUCUGUUUCUAAUUGUCCUGGUUAUUUAUCAUAGUAAUGCCUCUUAGUUUGAUUUUCGUUUUACAUUUCGGAGAAAACAAGCCUGUGCCAGUAAUCCAGAUGCCGGCUUCCCAUGCUGUUAUGCAAGCGUUUAAUUUUAAUUCCAGGUUCCAGGGAAAAGAUGUUGCCAUGGAAAGGAAUAAAGCAGAAGCAUCAAUCAACAUGAUCCCCAUUGUGCUGGUCUCCGUGCUCAUUGCUGGCGCCCUUGGGUGUGGCACCCCACCCAUUGAGCCCCUGACUUCCCGUGUGGUCAAUGGAGUAGAUGCCAAACCCCACAGCUGGCCCUGGCAGAUCUCUCUGCAGUAUGAGAGGGACGGUGAGUGGAGGCACACUUGUGGGGGAUCGCUGAUUGCUGCCAACUGGGUCAUGACUGCUGCUCACUGCAUCAACACCAAGCUCUCCUACAGGGUGUUUGUGGGCAAAUACAACCUGGUCGAGGAGGAGGCUGGCUCCAAGGCCAUCCUGCCUGAGAAGAUCAUUGUCCAUGAGAAAUGGAACCCCAUCUUUGUAGCCUUCGGUAACGACAUUGCCAUGAUCAAGCUGUCAGAGUCUGUGACUUUGAGUGAUCAGGUGCAGUUGACAUGUAUCCCUCCUGCCGGCACUUUGCUGUCCAACCUCUACCCCUGCUACAUCACCGGAUGGGGCAGGCUGUACACUGGAGGCCCCAUAGCUGAUAAGCUGCAGCAGGCUUUGAUGCCUGUGGCUGACCAUGCCACCUGCUCCCAGCCUGACUGGUGGGGUAUCGCUGUCAGGACCACCAUGGUUUGUGCCGGUGGGGAUGGAAUCGUGGCUGGAUGCAACGGUGACUCCGGUGGCCCUCUUAACUGUAAGAAUGCACAGGGUGCCUGGGAGGUCCACGGCAUUGCCAGCUUCGUCUCUGGCCUCGGCUGCAACUAUGAGAAGAAACCCACUGUCUUUACUCGUGUCUCCGCUUUCAACGACUGGAUCGAUCAGGUUAUGAUGUACAACUAAAGAAGAUGAAUUGUCAAUAAAAAAGACUGAGAAAACUUCAUUU
Messenger RNA from Scomber scombrus (Atlantic mackerel), 2401 nucleotides. It is a transcript of the gene ela3l, whose product is annotated as elastase 3 like. The transcript has 10 exons. The record is from RefSeq and is a predicted model, not a curated record. Bases 1384 to 2358 code for a protein of 324 amino acids. Gene Ontology annotation, molecular function: serine-type endopeptidase activity. Lineage: Eukaryota; Metazoa; Chordata; Actinopteri; Scombriformes; Scombridae. Gene Ontology annotation, biological process: proteolysis.